Molecule: messenger RNA, 999 nt
Organism: Paramisgurnus dabryanus
Lineage: Eukaryota; Metazoa; Chordata; Actinopteri; Cypriniformes; Cobitidae
Gene: ddt
Product: D-dopachrome tautomerase
Molecular function (GO): phenylpyruvate tautomerase activity
Source: RefSeq, a predicted model, not a curated record
GCACAGUGAAUAGGCGUCACUUUUUCAACCAAUGAGAGAGGGCGGUGUAUCACACGGAACUAACACAGUUCUGAACGGGUCACAGAAGUAACGUUAGACAUCUGUAACUCUGCAGUAAUGCCGUUCAUUGAUUUAGAGACCAAUUUACCAGCAAAUAAGUUUUCAGAGGAUUUUCUGAAAAAGCUAUGCUCAACUACGGCUUCAGCAUUAGGAAAACCGGAAGACAGGAUGAACUUGGUGGUUAAGGCUGACCUACCGAUGCUGAUCGCAGGAUCGUGCUCCCCGUGUGUGAUGCUGUCCGUGUCGGCCAUCGGUGUGACUGACACUGCGGAGAAAAAUAAGGAGCACAGCGCCAAAAUCUUCCAGUUUCUGUCAAAGGAACUUGAACUUGGCGAAGAUCGUAUUGUUAUCAGGUUCUACCCUCUGGAGCCCUGGCAGGUUGGAAAGAAGGGAACAGUGAUGACCUUUCUAUAAGACUCGUCAUACUUUCAUUGAAACAAUUUCUUUUGAAAUGUUUGGGACUAUGUAGGCUAAAAGGUCAUGAUUCAUCAUGUCAGUGUGUAUGUUACAUAUAUUUUCCAUUAAAACCUUUUUAUUUGGUUUUAUGUUAUAUAUUUUUUAAAAUACAACUCACAUGCACCUUACCUUUAAAUACCUCAAUAGCAUGAUAUGCAGUGGGUAAGAGGCACACGGAUGUGUCCUGGAAAAAUACGAUUACAUGUUGAUGCUUAGUCAACUUUUUCACCUUGUCUGAUCAAUCCGAGCACAUGAAUACCAUCUAGUCACUAUUAUACGGUACACCUUACUAAACUAAUAGUCUAGAUUGUGGCUUUUGCUUUGUUUUGUUUUUUUGUAAAUUUUAAUUUAGAAAUAUCAGUUGGACAAUGUCUUUUACUUAUAAAUAAUAAUGUGACAAUGACUAGCAUACUCUGUUAAAACACAAACGUGAUGUGAUUUGUUUCUGUAUUUAUAAAACAAGAGUAAAGAGGUUUGCUUUAA